Molecule: messenger RNA, 2542 nt
Organism: Eruca vesicaria subsp. sativa (arugula)
Lineage: Eukaryota; Viridiplantae; Streptophyta; Magnoliopsida; Brassicales; Brassicaceae
Source: the annotation of a GenBank genome assembly
CUUUUCUCUUCGCUCUCAACAUUCUACUUCGCUCUCUCUCUUUCUUUGAUCAUUGACAAGUUCGAACCGGUCAUGGCUCAAGAAGAGAUACAGAAGCCUGCCGCUUCAACCACCACUGCUCCUGUUCCGACAAAGGAGGAAACUCCUGUUGUGCCUCCAGUUAAGGAGGUUUCUGCACCUGUUAUUACGGAGAAAUCAGUGACAGCGCCUGCCCCUGAGUCCAAGGAGGAGAAUAUUGUGUCUGAGAAAGAGGCGGCGCCGGUUACGGUGACGGAACCGGAGGUUAAGGUGGAGGAACCGGAGGUUAAGGUGGAGGAACCAGAGGUGACAGCGGAGACGGUGGAAGAGAUUGAGACGGGAAAAGUGAUCACGCAUACGGAAUCGUUUAAGGAGGAAGGCUAUUUGGCUUCAGAAUUGACCGAAGCUGAGAAGGAUGCGUUGGCAGAGUUUAAGGAGAUGGUGAGGGAAGCUUUGAACAAGCAUGAGUUCACCGCUCCACCGCCACCUCCGGCAGUAGAAGAGAAAGUCGAGGAAAAGAAGGAAGUGAAAACAGGGGAUGUUGAAACAGAGGAAAAGUCUGCUGCUCCGACAACCGUAGAGACCAAGAAGGAGGAAAACGCCGCCAUUCCUGCCGUCGCAAAGAUCACCAAGGAAGAAGAGAAACCGGUUGCUCCUACUCCGGUCGAAACAGUGACAAAGAAGGAAGAGACACCUGCUCCGGCUGCCCCGGUCAUCACAGAAGCGAAGAAAGAGGAGACACCCGCUCCAGUAGAGACCAAAGCAGCUGCUCCGGUCACCACUGAAAUCAAGAAGGAAGAGAAACCGGCUCCAGUGGAGACCAAAGCGGCUGCUCCGGUCACCACUGAGACCAAGAAGGAAGAGACACCGGCUCCAGUGGAGACCAAAGCUGCUGCUCCGGUCACCACUGAGACCAAGAAGGAAGAGAAACCGGCUCCAGUGGAGACCAAAGCGGCUGCUCCAGUCACCACUGAGACCAAGAAGGAAGAGACACCGUCUCCAGUGGAGACCAAAGCUGCUGCUCCGGUCACCACUGAGACCAAGAAGGAAGAGAAACCGGCUCCUGUUGAGACCAAAGCGGCUGCUCCAGUCGUCCUCGAGACCAAGAAGGAAGAAGAGAAAGGAGCCACCUCUGCGCCUGUAGAGACCAAACCAGCUACUCCGGUCACCACCGAGCUAAAGAAAGAAGAAGCAGUGGUAACAAUCGAGAAGGCUUUCGCAGCUGAACAAGAAGAAGCAACCAAAACUGUGGAAGCAAUCGAAGAAUCGGUCGUCUCCAUCACUCUUCCAGAGACAGCUGUCUCAGUAGAGCCAGAAGAAGUCUCAAUCUGGGGAAUUCCACUUCUCGAGGACGAAAGAUCUGACGUGAUCCUCCUCAAGUUCCUCCGAGCUCGUGACCUCAAGGUCAAAGAAGCCUUCACCAUGCUGAAAAACACUGUCCAGUGGCGCAAAGAAAACAACAUCGACGACCUCCUGGCUGAAGAUCUCCAAGGGACCGAGUUCGAGAAGAUGGUGUUCACCCACGGAGUUGACAAGCAAGGACACGUUGUGAUCUACAGCUCGUACGGUGAGUUCCAGAACAAGGAGAUUUUCUCAGACAAAGAGAAGUUCAACAAGUUCCUCAAGUGGAGGAUUCAGUUCCAAGAAAAGUGUGUGAGGUCUCUUGACUUUAGCCCUGAGGCUAAGUCAUCGUUCGUAUUCGUUAGUGACUUCAGGAACGCGCCAGGGCUCGGUAAGAGAUCAUUGUGGCAGUUUAUCAGACGUGCUGUUAAGCAAUUCGAAGACAAUUAUCCAGAAUUUGUUGCUAAAGAGCUGUUCAUUAAUGUCCCAUGGUGGUACAUUCCUUACUACAAAACAUUCGGGAAUAUCAUUAUAUCUCCGAGGACAAGGAGCAAAAUGGUCCUUGCUGGUCCAGCCAAAUCUGCUGAAACCAUAUUCAAAUACAUAGCUCCUGAAGUAGUCCCGGUUAAAUAUGGUGGACUCAGCAAAGAAAGCCCAUUCACCGUUGAAGAUGGAGUCACCGAGGCCGUAGUUAAAUCCUUAGGCAAACAUACCAUUGAAUUGCCUGCUUCCGAGGGUUGCACGCUCUCGUGGGAGCUUAGGGUUUUGGGUGCCGACGUGAGCUAUGGUGCUCAAUUUGAGCCAACCAGCGAGUCAAGCUACACCGUGAUCGUCUCUAAGAACAAGAAAAUCGGUUUAACUGAUGAACCUGUGAUAACUGAUUCUUUCAAGGCGGGUGAACCGGGAAAAAUCGUCAUCACGAUUGAUAACCAGACGUUUAAGAAGAAGAAGGUGAUCUACAGGUUCAAAACCCAAGCAUAAGACAAUGUGCCCCAUCUUCAAAAGAAAAAUGGUUAUUCGGGACAAACUUUAAUAAUUAAAAUUAGUUUAUUUAUUUAUGUACUUUUUGAAACCUCAAAAGGGGAUUGUGUUUUGUUGAUGGUGUUUGGUGAUAUUUUUUUGUGUGUUAAUGGUUUUUAUAAUAUAUACAAAUUUGUGUGUGACGAGAUGUGAUUACUUGACC